Molecule: messenger RNA, 617 nt
Organism: Eurypyga helias (sunbittern)
Lineage: Eukaryota; Metazoa; Chordata; Aves; Eurypygiformes; Eurypygidae
Gene: TMEM154
Product: transmembrane protein 154
Exons: 6
Source: RefSeq, a predicted model, not a curated record
AUGUUCGGGUGAAGCAGGGAGCCAGCCGAAGGGCCCCUUGGCUGAGGCUGCUGCCGAGGCAACAUGCGAAAGCUCAACCUCAUCGCGCUGCUUUUUGCCCUGUGGCUGGCCGGAGGAUCUGCCCAGAACGACAGCUCUGAAAAUGGUUCAGGAGAUGGAUCACUGAUAUUAUCCACCAUUACAGUAAUGCCUCCUCCUGCUACGCCUUCUUCGACCGCGGGCAACCACGAGCCAGUACCUGUCACUGCAGGCAUUACUGAAAGCAGCUUUGAAGUGAAAAGCACUCCAAGCACUGAACUGAACGCUGUGAACAACCAGGACACCCUAGAAGCAACGGAGCAGCCUAUCUUGAUGUACACUGUCCCCAUCGUGCUGCUGGUCCUGCUGAUGUUGCUGCUCAUAUUUUUUGUAAUACAUCAUAAAAGGAAAAAGUCUAAGCAAGAUGAGCUGGGAAGCGAAAAUGUGAAAAGUCCUAUUUUUGAAGAAGACACGCCCUCUGUUAUGGAGAUAGAAAUGGAAGAGCUUGAUAAAUGGAUGAACAGCAUGAACAAAAAUGCUGACUGUGAAUGUUUGCCUACUGUACGAGAAGAAGAAAAAGAAUCAAUUGCCAAUCCAAG